Molecule: messenger RNA, 1551 nt
Organism: Lachnellula hyalina
Lineage: Eukaryota; Fungi; Ascomycota; Leotiomycetes; Helotiales; Lachnaceae
Product: putative peroxisomal-coenzyme A synthetase
Exons: 2
Coding region: 1-1551 (516 amino acids)
Biological process (GO): fatty acid metabolic process
Molecular function (GO): medium-chain fatty acid-CoA ligase activity
Source: RefSeq, a predicted model, not a curated record
AUGGCUGCAACCACACUCUCCAAUUCCUUCUCCCCAGACGCCAAGUCCACCGCCGUUAUCAUUCCAAGCAAACCGCAAGCUCUUACAGUCUCGUACGAACAGCUUUCUGCAGAGAUCUUUUCCUUCCAGAAGAAACUUGCAAAGCUCGGUGUUACACCACAAGCGGCCGUCUCGAUUGCCCUCCCAAAUACCUACGAAUUUAUCGUUGCAUUUCUUGCAAGUUCUUGGCAAAGAGGCAUUGCUGCUCCUCUCAAUGCGGCAUAUAAGCAGGAGGAAUUCGAAUUUUACAUUGAUGACUUAAAAUCAGCUGUUGCUCUCGUGCCCAAGGGCUCUUUUCAACAAGAUGGACCUGCUGUACGGGCCGCCAGGAAAUACAAGGCUGCAAUUGCAGAAUGCUAUUGGAACGGGAGAGAAGUGGUGCUGGAUGUCAAGGAUGAAGGGAAGUUGAAGGGCAAGGGAAACCAGGCUGUUGAAAAGGCACAGCCAGAUGAUAUCGCUCUGGUCCUGCAUACCUCUGGCACAACGGGGCGACCAAAGGCAGUGCCAUUGACCCACAAGAAUCUCACGCGGACAAUGAAGAACAUCAAGGCAACAUACAACCUCACUCCCGAGGAUCGUACUAUGCUCGUCAUGCCCCUUUUCCACGUUCACGGUUUGCUCGCUGGAUUCCUCGCCCCUCUAUAUUCAGGCGGCUCCGUAAUUGUACCACCGAAAUUCAGCGCCUCUGAAUUCUGGGACGACUUUAUAACCUACAAGGCAAAUUGGUAUACUGCCGUCCCCACAAUCCACCAGAUCCUCCUCAAGAAUCCACCUCCUCACACCAAGCCUAAGAUCCGUUUCAUCAGAUCUUGCUCUUCGCCCUUAUCGCCUACUACUUUCCACCAGCUCGAAGAAACAUACAACGCGCCAGUACUAGAGGCAUACGCAAUGACAGAAGCAGCCCACCAAAUGACCUCCAACCCUCUCCCACCCGGAAAGCGCCAACCUGGUUCCGUAGGCAUUGGCCAAGGCGUCGAAAUCGCCAUCUUGGACCAAAGCGGAAAGGAAGUUCCUCAAGGCUCGGAAGCAGAGAUCUGUAUCCGCGGCGAGAACGUAACUUCAGGAUAUCUCAACAAUCCCGAAGCCAACAAGACCGCUUUUACCUCUUCUGGCUUCUUCCGCACGGGAGACCAGGGCAAGAUGGAUAAGGACGGCUAUGUGAUUAUCACUGGUAGGAUAAAGGAAUUGAUCAAUAAGGGUGGCGAGAAGAUCAGUCCAAUUGAACUAGACAAUGUAUUGGCACGGCAUCCAAGCGUGAGCGAGGCGGUUAGUUUCGCGAUACCGGAUGAGAUGUUUGGGCAAGAUGUCGGCGUUGCUAUUGUAUUGAAGAGCGGGGCGAAGCUUGGGGAGGGGGAGCUGAGGUCUUGGGUUUCUGAGAAAGUAGCCAAGUUCAAGGUGCCGAAGAAGAUCUACUUUACAGACAACAUGCCCAAGACGGCCACGGGCAAGAUUCAGCGCCGUAUCGUAGCAGACACGAUGAUAAAGCAGGAGAAGCCAAAGCCCAAACUGUAA